UUGAUUGUAUACACCUGUGUCCAUGGAGGGGAUUGGAACACCUGAAUCACAUGAUUGGGAGGGGACUGGAACACCUGAAUUACAUGAUUGGGAGGGGAUUGGAACACCUGAAUCACAUGAUUGGGAGGGGAUUGGAACACCUGAAUCACAUGAUUGGGAGGGGAUUGGAACACCUGAAUCACAUGAUUGGGAGGGGGGAUUGGAACACCUGAAUCACAUGAUUGGGAGGGGAUUGGAACACCUUAAUCACAGUAUUGGGAGGGGAUUGGAACACCUGAAUCACAUGAUAUGGAGGGGAUUGGAACACCUGAAUCACAUGAUUGGGAGGGGAUUGGAACACCUGAAUCACAGUAUUGGGAGGGGGGCAAUACUUUUGGCAAUAUAGUGUACAAAAUGUGAG
This is a messenger RNA of Staurois parvus, 400 nucleotides long. NCBI's taxonomy places the organism in Eukaryota, Metazoa, Chordata, Amphibia, Anura, Ranidae. The record is from the annotation of a GenBank genome assembly.